Messenger RNA from Cyprinus carpio (common carp), 789 nucleotides. Its product is annotated as cell surface A33 antigen-like. Gene Ontology annotation, cellular component: plasma membrane. The record is from RefSeq and is a predicted model, not a curated record. The transcript has 5 exons. Lineage: Eukaryota; Metazoa; Chordata; Actinopteri; Cypriniformes; Cyprinidae.
AUGUCGGCUAGUUUUGGACUGGAAGUGACGAUGAGUCAAGAUACUGUGGAGGUUGCCAGGGGUGAUGAUGUCACCCUUACAUGUAAUUUUAAACCUAAAAAUCAAGUAAAUGACCAUAUAAUUAUAACAUGGAUUGGUGAGCCUGAUGAGACAUCUGAAAAGAAGGUCAUUUUUGGUAACUAUUACUCCUAUGGUAAAGUAGACAUUGGAUCAGUCUAUCAAGGCAAAGCCUUCAUAGUAACAGACCUUACUGCAAAAACAUAGCAAUUUACACUAAAACAAGUCAGUAUUCAAGAAAGCAGAAGAAUUAAAUGUUUUGUUCAGAUUUCUGGAGACAUUGAAGGCAAAACAACUGACACUACUUUUUUUUUGGUUACAGUUGCACCAUCACAACCCAGUUGUAAGGUAGUAGGCACAGCAGAAUACGGACACAAUAUUAGCAUAACCUGUGUCUCUGAGGAGGGCUCGCCUACACCAACAUACAAAUGGGAGAGAUAUGUCAAAAAUGCCCCUCGAGCAUUUCCUGUCAAAAACACAGAAAAGGAUGGAGUUCUGUCUCUGGUCAGCGUAUCCAUGGAGACAUCAGGUUACUAUAUUUGCCUGUCAACCAAUAAGGUCAGAUCAGCCAAAUGUAACAUGACAUUGUCUGUAAUGCUGUCUUCUAUGAAUCUUGCCACAAUAGGUAUUGUUGGUUGUACUGCUGGAGUUACAGUGCUCAUAAUAGGCCUAGUCAUCAUCUGCUGCUGCCGCAAACAGAAACAGAAACCAAGAUACUAUGAAAUGGAGUAG